Molecule: messenger RNA, 1759 nt
Organism: Salvelinus namaycush (lake trout)
Lineage: Eukaryota; Metazoa; Chordata; Actinopteri; Salmoniformes; Salmonidae
Gene: lysmd3
Product: LysM, putative peptidoglycan-binding, domain containing 3
Exons: 3
Coding region: 107-1036 (309 amino acids)
Biological process (GO): Golgi organization
Cellular component (GO): Golgi apparatus
Source: RefSeq, a predicted model, not a curated record
AUUCUGUUGACGUGGCGUAGCUAAACAAACGAACGCCAGUAAACCGGGUGAAGAAUGGAUGUGGCUUAGGUCGUCAACGGAACAGUGCUCAUGUUUUCAGUGAAAAAUGACUGGGAGAAGCCAGCACUAUGGUUUCCAGUCAGCCACGACCAUGCAGCCUGCCAAUGGAGGACAUGCCUACCUAUUUGGGAACAGCGCUGAGAACGAUCUCGCUGAGGAUGGAGAGAGCUACGAGCUGCGCACCCGAGGCCGGGACCGGAGGAGCACCUCCAGGGAGAGGUCAGACGACAUUGUCCACCUGGUCCGAGACAUUAAAGAAGGGGACACUCUGAAUAGCUUCUCCCUGCAGUACCACUGCUCAGUAACAGACAUCAAGAGGGCCAACAACCUGUUGACAGAGCAGGACUUCUUUGCGCUGCGAUCCAUCAAGAUCCCUGUGAAACGGUUCAGCGUGCUAACAGAGACCCACAACACUGCUCCUCUCAAAUCUGCCUCCCCCACAGGCCACCGACGCAUCCACCAGCCCCCCGUCUCCAUAGAGACUUGCACAGACUCCUCCUCCUCCACAGACAGUGUGGGCAGCUUCCUGCAGGAGAAGGACAAGGACAUUGAGCUGCUGGUCAAGUCCACUGGCACGUCCAGAAACAGCCUGAACGAGGUGGUCUCCUCCCUGGCCCUCCAGCAGCCCUUACUGGGGGAGCCUGACUUCAAGCCUGUCCUCAGGAAGGACCCCUACCAUGGGGCAGACUGGGGCAUGAGGUGGUGGAUGGCGGUGGCCAUCAUGGUGGUGGUUGGCAUCGUCACACCAGUGUUCUACCUGCUGUAUUACGAGGUGCUGAUGAAGGUGGACGUGAGCCACCACACCACCACGCCGUCGGCCAAUCCGAAUGGCAUGCAGAAUGCCCAGAUGUCUGAGCCUGUGGCAAUCAAUGGAGGGCCCAACUCAAGACCUCACGCUGGAAACGUACCUAAACCAGACUCACAUGGACACAAUGAUGUGGAUGACCACCUUGGCCCCAAGAAAGAGAAAACGUAGUGAGGGUGAGUCACUGAAGGAGUGGGAGAUAUUUCCGAGCAGUUCUAUUGGGUACAAUUUCUCAGAGAAUCACUUUAUGGGGAACAGAAUCCAUAGGAAAAUUUAUGGAGGGGAAUAAUUUUCCGUAUGUUUUUAAAAACGCUUUUAAAGCACUUUUCUUUUUUUCCGCACAGAGGUACCCAACUGCUUAUUGUCCCCUUUGUCAGCUGAUGGAACUGUUUCCGUAACGCUGUCUAAAGGGUUUGUGCUAUCUGGUAUCCUUGGGAUGUCCCUACCCUUAACCCCUACGUUACCAUAUGAGGUUUCAACUUGAAUGGGUUGACGUCAGAGUUGGACAUCCCAAUGACCCUGUCUAAAGUGAGGGUUAUUUUCUUGGUCAGAAAAGUACUGAUUGCUGCCACUUAUCAAUGACAGUAAUUUGAGGAAUAUUGGUCUUAUACUUUCAGUAUUGUCUAAAAUGUGUUACAAAUCUUGAACAUUGCUUGUAUAUUUUUUUGCCUGUCUAGGGAGAUCUGCAUUUUGACUCACAAAACCUAUAUUUCUACUUAGGGCAUGGUGACAAAACAGGAAAUGUACAAUAUUCCCAAACACUAGCGAAAUGUUAUUUUCCCUCAUGUCCAUUUCAUAAAAUCAUGUGUAACAAACAGUAUGUGCCUUGAACUUGUGGAACACUAAAACAGGCUGAAAAAUAAGUAUAUUUUGAAUAAAUUAUUGAUGCUCAGA